Molecule: messenger RNA, 3339 nt
Organism: Oncorhynchus kisutch (coho salmon)
Lineage: Eukaryota; Metazoa; Chordata; Actinopteri; Salmoniformes; Salmonidae
Gene: pkz
Product: protein kinase containing Z-DNA binding domains
Exons: 11
Coding region: 669-2213 (514 amino acids)
Biological process (GO): eiF2alpha phosphorylation in response to endoplasmic reticulum stress
Cellular component (GO): cytoplasm; nucleus
Molecular function (GO): double-stranded RNA adenosine deaminase activity; eukaryotic translation initiation factor 2alpha kinase activity; ATP binding
Source: RefSeq, a predicted model, not a curated record
AGUAAUGGCGUCUUUUUGUAGGCACUAACUCCGGCAUGGUUCUUUGGACAGAUCUUAUGGAGAAAAUGAUUGGCGUUUUUGGAUAAACGACGAAAAUAAGUUGGGUAUGUGUUAAACGCAGGCUUAAAAGAUUUUAUACGUUUUGCUCUGUGGAAUAAUCUUCAUCAAUUAACAUAUGUUUUUUGGUGACUUUUGAAGAAUUUAUAUUAUUUCUUAAAAAGCACAUAAAGGCUUCAUAAUUCAUAAAGGUCAUGUUAGCUGACUCCUAUUAUCUCAUAUAAAAAAAUAAGUAUAAAAUCUCCAAAACCUGUGUUGACCUCGGACCUUAUUUUCGGCGUUUAUUCCUAAACCCUAUUCUCUCCACAUUCAUUUUCGCCAUAGGGAUGGCUGAACGAAUCAGACGUAACUCAUUUCCGGGUUGUAGAACUACAAAAGCAGGGUAAUGGUUAGAAGGGUUACGUUUUUGUCAGAAUUGACUUUUUGAAGCAGGUUUAGGAGAAUUGAUGCAGCAGGUUAGGAGUGACAGGUUAGGAGAAUUAGGAAAAUAUUAGGAAAGGGUUAGCUAAAAUGCAAAAAUAAAUAAAUGCUUUUGACCUGAAUUGACAAAAGCUGGAUCCCAUCUAGAGAAAACACUCGCGAGUCAUCUAACUCGUCACCUGGAAGUAACUAUGUCCUGCGACAACCAGCAAGGAGACCAGUCGGCCUUGAAGAAGAGAAUAUGUGACUUUUUAGAGGUGAAGAAACAAGGAUCCACUGCCCUCCAGAUAGCUAAGGCUGUUGGACUGAAGAAGGCCAAGGAUGUAAACAGUGUCCUGUACGCUUUAAACAAAGCUGGACUUCUUUAUGCAACCACAGACAAACCACCAGUCUGGUCUGUGGAGAAACCAGGGGCGGCGUCAGUCUCUGUGAGUGUUCCAGAGUCAGAUCGAGUGCCUAGUCCUUCUGAGACCCCUGGCAACACAUUGGAGGAACUGAGAAGGGUGCUGAUGUCACAGAGUGAUGGAAGAGCGAUGAGUGUGCAAGAAAUUGCCAGAGAAUUGGGCCAAUCACGAAAAUGUGUGAAUAAGAAUCUUUAUGACCUGCAAAGUAGUGGCAAGGCAGAAAAAUUGGGAGAGAAAAUGUGGAAAAUGAAGGAUGAAGCAAGCUGUGGAGGAGAGCUUAUUGAAUACCAGAGUUAUGAUCAAGAUAUUGCCAUCAGACUGACUGAAAGCUCCAGGUUUUCCAAAGAUUUCAAAUUAUUGAGUGUUCUGGGUGCAGGAGGCUUUGGGUGUGUCACUAAAGCCCAACACAAAUUGGAUGGAAAAACGUACGCUGUGAAGAUUGUGAAGAAUAUGGGAGAAGCAAAUCGUGAAGUGAAAGCACUGGCUACCUUGGAACAUUCUAACAUUGUUCGCUACUAUACGACUUGGCCUGAGGAUGCCAAUUGGGUCGAUGGGGGCUACAGCACAGAGUCAUCGGUCCAGUCUAAAAUCUCAGAAGACUCUGACAAUUAUUCAGACCAGGGAGAUGGAUCUACACAUGGAACAAAGCAAUCAGAUUUAGACCUUUCUGAAUCAGCCAGCGAAGACCAAGCAAACCACUCAAUGACCGAUUCCAGCUCAAGCAAUGGAGACUGGCCUUGUUUGUUCAUUCAGAUGGAGUUCUGUGAGGGAGGGACGCUGAAGGACUGGAUUAGCAAAAAUAAUGUUAGAACGAAGGACAAGGCACAUGGAAUAUUUCAGCAAAUAGUUUGUGGAGUGGAAUACAUCCACUCUGAAGGACUUAUUCACAGAGACUUAAAGCCAGAGAACAUAUUGUUUGGAAGUGAUGGCAUGGUGAAGAUUGGAGACUUUGGUCUUGUGACCACGAUCACCACUCUGAGUGGAGCAUCAAUGUACAGGACUGUCAACAAAGGAACACCAGUUUACAUGAGCCCUGAGCAGAAGACUGGGGGGAAAUAUGAUGAGAAAACAGAUAUAUUCUCUCUGGGACUGAUAUGGUUUGAACUCCUGUGGCACAUGUCCACUGUCUCGGAGAAGAUCAAGGUGUUCGAGAGCCUGCAGAAAAGGACAUUUCCUUCUGACUUCCGUGAGAAGUUUAUCUUAGAGCAUAAAUUCAUCAGUAAAAUGCUGUCGGAGUCGCCAGCAAACCGACAAAACGCAGAAGAGAUUGCUGCUAUCCUGAAAAGAAACCUGCUCGGAAACCAAACUGGAUUACAACAGAAAACUGUAUGAAAUGUUGCAGGGUAGUGGCUCGAAAUGCUUUGGGGAAAACAGUGAUGUCAGCAUAGAACACCUGCAUUGCUUGCUGUUUGGGGUUUUAGGCUGGGUUUCUGUACAGCACUUUGAGAUAUCAACUGAUGUACGAAGGGCUGUAUAAAUACAUUUGAUUUGAUAGAAGACACGUUCUCUUCGAGACAGAGCGCAUAGUGAUGAUGUCAUGCCUCAACUGAAGCAGUAAACUGGGAGGGGGAUCAGUAUCAGUACAGUAUCCUACUGUAUGUCUCAGGAACAUUUUGGCACUUAUCUUUCCACUUUUGAUUCUGCUGUACGGUUUCUUUUUAAAAGUUGAUUACACAGAAUAGAGGGUAAAUAUGAAUAUUAUGUGUAGGAAAAAUGUUUGGGUCCACCACACAUUUCUAAUGCAGAACCCAAGGUGUUCUUAUUAUAGGUUUCUAACCAGGUAAGACCCAUUUUUAAGUAACAAAAAAACUAUUUUCAAGGGCGACCUGGCAAGAAGUCAAAACAGGGAAAUAGAAGCCGUGUCCAUAAAACGUUACAGAAAAACACAGAAUAAACACAAAAAGACAAUUUCACAAGUUAAAGAUUCAAUUGAAGAUCAGAAACAACUGUAUUGGUCACAAACGGAGUUGUCGAUCAGAGUCUUAAAAACAGACAAGGACACCAACUCCCCUAACUUUACAAUCUUUUGAAGCAUGUUGAGAUGAAGGGGAAUUGUGUGGUUUCCCCAUCUCAGUUGUAGCCCUAGGAACAGACAAGGACAGCAGCGAUUGUGAACGAAGACUGUAUUGAGCGACUGAUCUGGUUAGUAAUCACAACAUGUACGGAGUUGAAAUUAUGUCCAUUUUAUUGUGAUCCUUUCUACUUUUAAAAAAAAAACGUUCUAAUUGUAACAAGGGCACAUGGACAGAAUCAUGGAGUUUAUUUAAAAGUAAAUGAAAACAUUGAAUGUUCUUACAGGGAGAUGGGCAUAUGGUUUCUUCCAAAUGUGGCAAGUCUUCACAACUACGCAACUUGUGCUUUUAAAAAAAAAAAAAUAUUAACGUGAUUUCGAAUUAAAUGUUAGACGCAUACUGUAUAAAGAGCUUAUGAAAUAAAUGUCCAACGCCAAUGUUGUUAA